Molecule: messenger RNA, 519 nt
Organism: Humulus lupulus (European hop)
Lineage: Eukaryota; Viridiplantae; Streptophyta; Magnoliopsida; Rosales; Cannabaceae
Product: protein transport protein Sec61 subunit gamma-like
Exons: 3
Coding region: 67-276 (69 amino acids)
Biological process (GO): protein targeting; post-translational protein targeting to membrane, translocation
Cellular component (GO): membrane; Ssh1 translocon complex
Molecular function (GO): transmembrane protein transporter activity
Source: RefSeq, a predicted model, not a curated record
CCAGCUGAUUAAUCUUCAUCUUCAUUAUUUUCAGAGAUCUCAUAUUUUGUAGAGAGAGAGAGAGAAAUGGAUGCCAUUGACUCAGUGUUCGAUCCUCUGAGGGAGUUCUCCAAGGACAGCAUCCGUCUAGUGAAGCGUUGCCACAAGCCCGAUCGGAAAGAAUUCUCGAAGGUGGCUCUCCGUACGGCGAUUGGGUUUGUGGUUAUGGGAUUCGUGGGCUUCUUUGUGAAGCUAAUCUUCAUCCCCAUCAACAAUAUCAUCGUCGGAUCUGGUUAGGUCAUUUUGUUAGGUGCAAGAAAGAAAGGAAAUGGUAAAAAAAAACACUACUACAAUGGACAAAGAUCUAGCCCUAGUACAUUUUCGUGUUCACUGGUUAAACUAGUUGUUUUUUGUAUGGCAGUCCUUUACUUUCUUUAAGAGAGUACUUGUUUUGUUUGGUGCUUUGUAAUGUUAAUUUGAUUGUAAUCCAGACACUAAUCAUUUGACAUUAAACAUAGGAGUUAUUUUAACUUUGAGAAA